Molecule: messenger RNA, 3683 nt
Organism: Vitrella brassicaformis
Lineage: Eukaryota; Vitrellaceae
Source: the annotation of a GenBank genome assembly
CCAUGAAGCCCCACCGACCCGCAUUCCGUUCCGCGCCACGGGGGCUAAGCUACAGGCUGGCUGUCCAUCGCCUCACUGUCCUCACACACCGGCACGCCACCGGGAAACGAACCUCUCUCACACGGACUCUCGCCUCUCUCAAACACAAUCAUGUUGUUCCCACUCACACUCUUCGCCAUCGCACUGCCCGGGAACCCCAGCCCCUGCGCACAUGCCAUGAGCAUGCCCCUAUCACAGGACACCCCUUCGCCCAUUCCCAGGCCGACCUUCUCAACUGUGGGAAAUCGCGUCAAGACCCACCAGGCAUUGAAAGCAAAGGACGAGAGACACGCGGACAGCGACGGCAGUGCGGGCGGCGGUGGCUGGUUGCCCGCCCCUCCCUCAUGACGCACAUUGAGAUUCACCAUCGCUUUCCUCACCCUGGCUUUCAGCACUGCCUCAAGCUCAUCUGACUCCUCUUCUACCGUCUGCCAGUGAAAAACUGGCACUGAAAAACCAUUCUGCGACGGUCGAGCGCUCAGAAAGACAUCCACGAACACGUCGAGAGGCCCCCCCUUGCCAGCACAGUGCUUCAGCCCCGCCCCCACCAACGGUACAAGUACGUUUUGCGAAGUGAACGUGACUGGCACAACGUGAAUGACACGUGAGAGGUGAGGCAGCCGGCCCAUGACCUUGUCUACCCCUCCCUCAUACAGCGACACGCCCGCUGGCCCACUGCUGUGGUCCAGCCAGAGUGUCUUGACAGCACCGAACAUCGACGGCACGCUCUCGGUGAUCCACUCCGGCAGAGGAUGGCGGGCGUCUCGCUCCGUCAUGCCCUCCGGAAACCUCACGAUUAGGUCAGCCGCUUGCUUGAAGGAGAGGCCAUAGAGCUCGCUCGCGCCCGUCGCAUGACUGUCGAGGAGGUAGGGGAGGAGAGCGACUCGUGCCGCGCUCGCCGCCAGGAACUGCAGGGUCGGUCGAGUGCCGGCCAGCUCCUGUGACCUGCCGAUCAGCGGCAAUUGGAUGUUGAGGGGGGCGCGGCACUCGCGGGUUGCUCGCCUGACGAGGCGAAGGCGUCCAUUGUCCAUCUCUCCAAUGUGGUACAGCUCCUUGGCGCCCUUUGCCAGCCACGAGCUUCGGAAUUCGUGCCACAUCUACGGACAAGAAUGCACGGCCACGUCGAAAUACAUACCAUUGCUGCGUCGCCAUAUGGAGGUGUCCCACCUGUAUGCCACCGGCUUGGGAGAGUAUCGGUAGUGUCACAACCUCCAGGCACUCGAGGCCGCUGAGGGAGGAGACUACUCUAUCGAAGCUGAUGGCACCGGUGAGCGAUUUGAUGGUCCCGUGAGAGGGGGUGCCCUGAAGAGAUUGGACGACUGCCCCGAGGGGCUUGUACACGGGAAGAUGUCCACCAGCUGACACCUGCGAGGAAGUGGUAACAAAACGACACACGCUAUCCACCCCCUCAUGGCCGCAUUACCCCACCUGGUCGAGGAGAUGGAGCGACCGCAGGCCGCCAGUCACCCCCUUGAGCAUCGUCAGCCCCCCGUGUGCAGGCCACUCGACGCUCAAGUGGGUCAGGGCGGGCAUCUCAUACACCUGCCCAAAACAAUGGUGCGGCUGCAUCAGCUCCACCCACUCACGCAUCAGGACGGCCUUGACGAGCCGCGGGAAGCUCACAGUAUUGCCGCCGGUGAUCACUCUGCGAUGUGUUCUGCGGUCGGCGGCCGUGUCGACGGUGAUCUCAGUGACGGCGGGAGCGGCGGCCUCGAGCAGGGCGACACUGUUGACGCGCGGGCCGGCCUCGAUUAAGACCCGGACGUUACUGGCGCGGGAAAGCACCUCUGAAGGAUCCAUGAUGACACACAGACAAGUGACCGGUAGUGAGUCGGCUACUGCUCUGUGUUGCGCUGUAUUUACCCUUCCACUUUUUGUGUAUGGGCGGGGGGCCGCGCCAGGGAUGCGUUGUGACGUCGAUCAGCUGGUGUUUGGGGUUUGCGAUCAGCAGAAUGGGAUGCAUCUUGGGGUUGCCGACGAUGGACGCGAUCGCCGUGCUGACACCCGAGAGGGACUUGACACACUCGACAAAGCCCAGAUAACCACCUGCAGACCAAACCAGACAUUGACUGAGCCGAUCUGGACAUGUGUGGUCGAUAUCAGCGUACCGAUGCCGGUCCGAUCGGUGUCGCUCAGCCACAGCACCUCGGGAAUGCCCUCCAAACAGGGCUCAUGCUGUACACACAAGCCAGCCUCGUAAGCAGAAUCUAUCGCUUGCGUGUGCCGCCCUGUGUCCGACUCACCGGUGUCUCCAGCAGUCCUUGUAUCACGCGGAGUUUCUUUGCUGAGGGGGCGGUGAGUGCUUUGACGGCUGGGGUGAUGGCCUGGAUGGUGUGCUUGGCUUGGUUGUCGACUAGGCUCUCCUACACACGCAGAUUCUGCUCAACCGCCUGACAAACAGACAGACAGACAGACAGAGAUGAGUGUGUGUGUGUGUUCAUCGAUGUGCUGCUUGUCACACAUACCUGUGGUUUGUUUGGUGUGUUGAGAAGGUUGACUGCCUGUUGCCUCUGUUUGUCCACCAGCUGCAGCUGACUCCUGAGCACUCGGCUGAGGUCAUCCAGCCCUCGCAAGUGCUUGGCGAACUGAACAAGAAGGCACACACAUACACAUAUCAGGAACAGGGCCAGCCAUCCCUGUCUGUCACCUGUGUGUGUGUCUCGCUCACCAGCCUCUGCUGCACUUGUGGCGAUUGCGGCCCUUGUAGUGAGGGGAGGCCCCCUCUUUGCUGCAGGCACACUGCGGCAGUCGGCGGAUGGCUCCAGGCGACCAGUGGAUGUAGCCCGGUGGCGCCCUGGGGGCUGGGUGGGGGUGGGGGGAAUGGGUAGGCCAGCUGAGGGGGCGGCUGUUGGUCAGGGUGACCACUGCUUGAUGAGCCGACAUGCCUGACGCACACAACAAACACAUCAAGAAAGAGUGAGUGCCCUUCAGAGACGCUCACAAAAGGUGAAUGGAUGGACGGCUUACGGCGCUGUGUUGUGUUGUGCCAUGCAGUAAGGCGUGAUCAGCUUGUCAAUCACACGCUGCCAGCAAUCUGCAGUGCAGCGAUGAAUGACAAACACGAUCACAUGACACACCGCUGCCAGUGCUCUUGAUGCUCACCUGUCGAUGUGUGGUAGUGCUGUGUGAUGAAGUCAUCCUCCGCCCUCCCAUGUGUGCCGCAGACACGACACAGUGUUCGCCUUUCGCCACUGCAGACACACAUACAACACCAUAACGUACACCAUCUGUGAGAGAAAUGAGGGAUCUCUGCCGACCUGUUGUCGAAAUGGAAUCUCCGGUCACCGACAAACAGGCUGCCCGGCUCUCUCACCACCUCCUCGGUCACGUCGGUGUGCGGAAAGGCCCAGACGACCUCAAAUACGGCAUCCACGAGCAGGCACUCACUGCCAGUGCAUUGGACGAUAGGCGGCGUGAGAGGCCGCUUGUUCGACCGAUACGAUGGCGCAUUUGCCUCGGGGCUGCCGUAGAGAUGGGCACUCGGGGAUGCAGCGUCGCCGAUGUGCAGGGGGAGGGCGGGAGGGGGCGAGGUGGCGGUGUUGUGCAGUUCUCCAUCGUUGUCGGGGAGAUCUCCAUCGGCACCAUCGACACGUCGCUUCUUUCUCCUGUUUGGCUCCUCCGCCAUCGCCGAAAGCCGUCUUGCC